GUAAAAGAGACAGAAGCAGAAAGGGAUAGAAGAGAGAACAGCAACUGAUUGAACUGGCCGCCAUCAAGCGAUUUUAUCCGUAUCAUUAUGGCGAAGGAUGCACUCCUUGACGUCUUGCAACAGACGAUAGGCAAGUAUGUGAAGGAUCUCGAUCCAAACAAAUUGAAUCUUGCCAUAUGGAAAGGCAAGAUCGAAUUAAAAACACUGGAGCUUGACGUGGAAUCCAUCAACUCGAUGCUAGACAAAAAAGCCAAAGAGGCUCCCAAUCUCGCCAUCCCAUUCAAGGUUGUAUCUGGUCAUUUUGAAUUGUUUGAAGUCGUUGUACCAUGGAACAAGAUAACGAGUAAAUCCGUUAUUUUGCAGGCACGGGGACUUUCUGUCGUAGUCGAACCACUGGACAGAGGGUCGCCACAGGCUUUUGAUGACGACGAGAUGGCGGAGAGUGAUGUGGAUAAAAAUUCAAAGCGAGUCGCGAGACAGCAUGAAUUGCGAAAAGAGCAAAUAGAAGAAAGUGAUAAAUAUCGCGUCCAGGCUUAUGCCUUGAAAAAGAUUGCUUUGAAACCAGAAGAAAACGAGGAGAAUAAGUCAACAUUUGCGCAACGACUUGCUUACAAGAUUAUUCAAAAUAUCCAGAUUGAAAUCAGCGAGGUACACAUAUCACUGAGAAGUGCAGAUGGUGCAAUGGGUGUAGUGCUAAAUUCCGUGAAGCUCGUGACUACUAACAGCGAGGGAAAGCCUGUAUACGUCAAUGAAACUGAAGCAGAUCGCCGUAAUUCUUCUCUCUCUGAUGUCGACACUUCGUUCCAGUAUAAAAUGCUUCAAAUUCAAGGCUUCGGUAUAUACCUUGACGAGGAUGAUUUUGAGAACGCGAGAAAAAGUCUACAGAGUAUAUAUGAAGAUAGCACCAGCAUUAUCAGUGAUAACAGUUCGAUUUCUUCCGCCAGAACUCAACUUCACACUUACAUAUUAGCACCGCUGGACUUUGAAACAAAAUUACGAAUUGCGGACAGUAAAGUCUGUGCAGAAUAUUCAAUGUAUCAAUUGAGAAGUAACCUUUCUAUGCUGUCUUUUCGACUUACCCGGAACCAAGUUGAUUUUGUGCGGAAAUUAGCGAAGAUCAUGUCGCCUUCUAUCCUUGGACCUACCAUUCUAUUCCCAGAGUACCGCCCAGUUGUACCUGUGAAAGGGCAUGCUCGCGAAUGGUGGAAAUAUGCAGGGAGGUGCAUUGGACGAAUUAAUGGCAGAAGAUUAUGGGUUGAGUUUUUUGAGGCUUUUACAAAACGAAGGAAAUAUAUCCCGCUCUACAAGCGACAUAAACACCACAAAGAAUGUCCUUGGGUGAAGCCGCUGACAGACGACGAAGCAAACGAUCUAGUUCUACUUGAACAAGAUCGGUCCAUCUCUAUUGAGGGGCUUAUGACAUGGAGGAAUAUUGCAGAUGGCCAAAUCGACAAAGAGCGCGAGAAGAGACCGAGUAGAGAUCAAAAAGCGAGUGAUUCGUAUUUCUCAUUCGUAUUUGGAAGCAGUCAACCCAGUGGCACCGAAGCUAAACAAAUGAUAGAUGACGAGGAGCCACCGAUCGUGUUAAGCGUGGAAGAAAUGAAGGAAUUGGAGGGAGUUUCAGUUCUCGAUAUUUUUGGGAAAGAUAUGGCAAAAGAUUGGAGUUAUUGUGACGUGACAUUCGUAUUGGAUGCGAUGAAGAUUGACCUGGUAGGUUAUGAUUUAAAGCAUGUUGCAUUGCUUGAUAUGGGAAAAGUGACCAUUGACUUUGAGACAAGUAUGGAUGGUGCUUUCAAAACAAGCUUUGAUCUGUACGAUUUAGAAGUUUUCGAUCGAACAACUCCAGAUAGUCUUUUUGCAAGUGUUUUGAAAAAGAUCGAGAGUGAUACGGAAUCCAAUAUGAGUGAAGCUAUCCAUCUCGAAGUAACAAAAUCCCCAAUCGGUGAUCAAAGUGUUGAUCUGAAAAUGGUGGGAUUUCAAUUGGUAGCCUCGAAGCUCAUGGCUCAGGAGCUGCAGAAAUUUUUCCAAGACUCUUCGAAUGGGUCAGCCUCGAUGAAAGUAAAAUCAAACCCUUUGUUAAGACAGUCUAUGACGGGUUCUAUCGAUAUUUUCUACGAUGCGAGUCAAGGAGAUUCAUUUCGUGCGCCUCAAAAUUUCGAGGAAGCUACUGAUGACACCAAAACCAAAAUGACUCCUGAAGCGACAGAAAUACUAUCGAAUAAAUUGAUCGAUGCAUGGAAAAAGAAAUCACAGAGUGAAGUAUCUUGGAUGCUUGACCUAUAUGUUAUAGCGCCAGUUGUUAUCAUUCCCGAAGCUUGCAAUGACCCCAGAGCUAAUGUUAUGGUCUUCGACUUGGGUAAAUUGGCCGUUAAAUAUGGAAAGGGUGAUCCGACCCCCGAGAUAAAGAGGUGGUUCGAUAAAUACCCAAGGGAGUCACUGAAUGAUAAGAAGUUCGAGGCUGGUACCAUUAACGUGAAACACUUGACUUUUAGUGUGCAAAAAGCCAACUGCUUACAACCCAUCCAUCCGUACCAAGAGAAUGAAGCCCCAAUUAUAGAUCCUAUCAGCAUAUCGAUCGACUUCGCGAUAGAGGACAUUGGUCCAAAUUUUGAACCUCGUUCUUGUUUUGUUGGAGUUAUUCCUACUAUUUCUUCGAAAAUUUCACCCUUUCAGGGGUCUCAAGUCCUGGGGGUUGUAAAUUCUUGGACAGAUAUGUUUAGCGGUGGGGAGGAUGAUGAUCAGAUACAGAGACCUACAGUGCCAACUACGAGUCCGGAGUCAAAAGUGUUAACAAACACUCCACUUUCUGUACCGAUUGCAAGCGUACCAGAAGGCGAAUCUGUCUCAAGUGGUGAAGAAAGCCGUGCUAUGUUUUACUGCAGAAUUGGUUUACAGCACCUUGAAGUUGCUAUAGUUGACAAGGGUCAAACGCAAUUAGAAGCACACUUAGUUUCAGUAUAUGCGUCGAUGUUACAAUGUUCAGAUGAAAGUUCUGAAAUUAAACUUACCAUGGGAUGGUUUUGGAUUCUAGAUUGGAUAACGAGUAGUUAUGUAAGGAAUCAAAGGCUUGUAAUCCACUCAAAUCUACCAUGCUCUGCCAAAAGUUUUGUGGAGAGAAAUAAUUACAAUGUUGUUGAGGAACUCAAUAAGAAAGGAGUUUUCAAACUGGACUACUCGGGGUCAACAGAGUUGGCUGAUGUCACCUUCAAGACACUACCAAGGAAAAUCAACCGGUCGGAAGAUGCCAACAUCUACCAGAUUCACGGGCAGUCUAUCUCGGCAAAAGAAAUUCAAUAUGUGCUUGAUGUAAAAUUUCGCAGCUUGGUUGUUCACUGGAAUCCGCACGCGAUAAAGGAGAUAAAUGCACUCUCAAACCGCUUUUUGGAAAUCUUCGUGAAUGAUGAUUCUGCCAAGGAAGACGGCGCUCUCAUAUUGAGUCCAGGGGAUUAUGAGGACUCUCUCAAAUCAGAACGAAAUAAAAACGUUUCUCGGAAAGAGGAUAUCGAAGGCUCUGACCCAUUGCUCAUCAUAGCCGAAAUGGAAAGUCUUGGUAUAAUUCUAAAUUCCGCAAGAGAUGAUUUGCCGUUAUUCACUUUGACGGUUUCUAAUACUCGGGUAUCCAUCAUUCCCCGUUCUGUAGGACAGGAAAUUUCUUUGAGUCUCGGUGAUCUUCAAAUUGCCACACCAGAACAGGCAGGAAAAACUCUUCCCGUUUAUCGAACGUUGCUGGGCAUAGAGGAUGGGAGCUUAGGAAGCCUUCUGGAAAUUAAAUACUGCGAAGGUCGCGAAGCAAUCGAAAGUCUAAACCUAGAGUCACCUGGAAUGGAAAACUUUGAAGCAAUAGCUGGUAUAGAACUUUCCCCAAUGCGUUUUUGCUACAUUCAAUCCCAAGUACUUACUCUUGUCAACUAUAUAACAGAAGGCGUUCUGGGUGCACUUACUGCGAAAGCUGCGGUUUCAGCUGCGGAAGCAGCAAAGGAACUAGGAAACUCAGUCUCAGGGAAUUCUUUUUAUUUUAUUCGAGCAACUUCGUUUCAGGCCGUUGUACCAGAAGCUGCAUAUCGCGAAGAACGCAUGUGCCUAAAAACUACGUCCCUCAAUGUCGAUUACCGCAUGUUUUCAGAUGCUCGAGGAAGUGAUAUUAGAGCUGCUUUGGCAAAUUUUAUGGUCACAGGUAAUCAUCAAAAAGAGCUACAAGAAGCUCCAAUUUACCUUUCCAUCGAUGUCAACAUGCCGCAGGUCGGGAUAGGUAGUCUAGAUGAUCAAGCCAUGAAAGUCUUGGCGAAUAUACCUGAGGCAAAAUUUGUUCUUACAAGGAAUCAAUAUUCGCAAAUGAUGAACACUCUUGAGAAGAAUUUUUCGGAGACAGCUCUUUUCCUUCGAAAGGAUGACUGGUCAGGGCAAAUAAUAACCUCAGCGAAGGAAACUCAUUCUGGUGUUCAGCUCGAUGAAAGUACCCAGCGAAUUCGUUUCAAACUAAAUAUUGGGGAAUUCUCGCUGGAGUUAAAUGAUCGAAGUCGGGAGGAUCCAAUAGUUAGAUUGACAGCUACUGAAACAGCAAUUUCGAUCAACAUGAUACCUGAUCUCGAAAAGUUUUCAAUGGAAGCGUUGCUGAAGAAUCUUGUUUGCGAAGAUCGCCGUUUGCUGUCGAGACCAAGGCAUAGUAGGUAUUUGAUUAAUCGAAGCAAUCAAGAUGGUAAUGUCAGACACACAGAUUUUUUUCAGAUCGAAUAUUCUCAAGAAGCAAACAAAACAAAUAUUGAUCUGAAAUUGGGAUCGCCUCAAGUGGUUCUCAUCCCAGAUUUGAUUUUAGAAAUUCUCUUAUUCUUCGGCGAAACAAAGGGCGAGGACGGUGUUGAGAGUCAAGCACCACCCACAAUUAGUCAAGAUGAAGUUUCGUCAUUGAACGAACGCCUUGCUCAAGUAGAUUCCAGUGACAACGACGUGGUACUUGAGGCAAACUUGAGAAGGUCGAGAACUUAUACAACAACGAUGUCGGCCAAAACAGGAACGUGUAGAUUCAUCCUGAUAGAUCUUGGUACCCAGUACACCAUGAGCGGAACAGCAACGAAUAGGCCACUAAGUUCUAAUUCGAAGGCUCAGCUGAGUGAAGCAGUAGUAACACAAGGAAUUUUUGCUGCAACUCUUUCCAUGGAAUCUGACAUAGAUUCAGGGGCAACAAUAGCUUCUACUUUUGAGUUCAAUUCAGAUGAAAUGGAAAUAUUCACCGCAUUUGGAAGAGAACUGAAGAGCCCUCUUCAGAUUUUGGAACCCGCAUUCGCAUCAGCAUGUGGUUCAUUAAAUACCAUCACAGGAGAUACUGAAAUAGAAAUUCGCGCAUCGGCUUUGACACCGAUACACUUUUCUUUGUCAACCCAUAAUGCUGCCCUUCUAUUGGCGAUUGUUGAAAGCGUAAAUGAUUCCAUAAAGCAUUUCGAAGAAAAAAGCACAUCCAUUGAAGCGAAAGAACCAAGUGCUUCAGCUCAAAAAGACAAAAAGAAUUUGGAUAAUUAUUUAGAUUCUCGAACGUCGUCAAGUCGAAGGUUACAGGAGGCUGUGACAUCGGAGAGGAACACUGCAUCAAUCACAACCAAAAUAAAAGUCAACUUGACCAUGCCUGAAGCUACAGUGACUAUUAUCAAUGAUUUGCAAGGAUUCGAUGAAGCGUUGUUCAGGAUAUCUGUGAAGGAAUUUGUUGCAGGUGGGCAGUAUCAAUCACCGAAGACAUUUUUUGACUUUAAAUGCAACACAUCAAUUGUUGCUGAUUAUUUUGAUUCAUCGGUAAAUCUUUGGAAUAUGCUCCUCAUCGAACCAUGGAAGAUUGAUAUCAUCGCAGAAAGAAAGCACUCCGAAAAUUACAAACCUCGAGCGAUCAGUACUUUCUACCUCGAGUCGUUUCCUUGCCAUGUCUCUUUUUCUGAACAGUUUUUACUCAGUCUUGCCAGUACUACCAGAAUGUGGAAAAUGUAUAGUGCUGCCACAAAUGGAUCGUCAGAUCAAGAUGGCGAUAAUUCAAAUACCACAGCUACUGCUGCUGCCCGAAACCGUAAUCUCUUAUCAUUCUUACCGAACGCAAUUGCAAAUCAUAGCGGAAUCGAUGUUUCGUUUUCUUUGGAAAGUGGAAGCAUUAAACACCGUCAAUGUCCAAAAGAAUGUGUAAAAUAUUUUCGUUUCGACCCACCGAAGGGGCAUGGGUACGGAGGAACGCGAGUGUACGGUCAAGAUGUGAAAGUUCCAAAAAUUGUUCAAAUCGAGGCUGCAGGAAGCGUCGCUAUGGUGAAUAUGGAUCUUGAGUUGAAUCUUCCCCCACGUGGGCACAAAGUCGGAAACAAACUUGUUCUAUUUACCCGCGUUGCAAAAGAAGGAGAAACUACAGUAAGUGCAGCGAAACAAUGUUUUAAAAUCUCAUCCUCAUUAAAAAAUAUAGUUCUGACCCAUUUCUAUCAUCUUCUGCAGGUUUUGCAUUUGAAAAGUCAUGUUGAGGUAGUCAACCGAACGUUGAUUCCCUUUCAAAUCGAUUUUCUUUACGAUAAAGAAACUUCUUCGGACGAAACAGAAAACUAUCGGAACGUGGUUUCAUCUUCUGUAAUUCAUGCGGGUAAGAUUAAACCGGAAAAGGCGAGCAACUUCGUUGUCCCAGUACCGCUUCUACGGAACUUUCAUAGGGAUUGGGCAAAGAAGGGUGAAGUGGAACUAUCGCUUGCGCUCACACCAUUACUGAGUGAUUCCAAUUUAUCUGGAAAAGCUUCAAUGCUUAUUUCUCAGCAGAAGAUGAGACGAGCUCCGAACCGUCGUAUCAAGGCGAGCACUGAAGUCAUUUGCAAAAGCGAUCAGCACCUUGUGCACAAUAUGCACCCAAUAGUGUUACGGGUCGAAUUUACGAUGACGCUUACUAAUAGGGAGCAUGCAUUUAUCGAGGUAUCGCUUCAGCCUCGUGCGAAAAUUGAAAAUAAGAUUCCUAUUCCAAUGAGAAUUUGCACUCCGAUGCCUCGAACCUUCAGCACAUGCAAAAAAGAAGAAGACAUGAAUGAAGAAACAUCGUACGUUGUAAAACGCAACGAAUUUAUUGAAGUAUUCACUCCUGGGCCUUCAAUAGCGAUUAAAAUUCGAACGCAAGAUAAUCCAAUCUCUGGUUUAAAGUUGGGUUGGAUGGAUAGUGAGUGGGUGUUCCUCCAACUUGAAAAAGAUCGGCUCCAAGACCCAAUCGUCGGAUUGUUUCCUCUUGAAACAGGUUAUUCAAUUCCUUCAGAAGUGAUGGGUACGAACAGAGAAGCUGGGGCCGAAUUCUUCGUUGUGCAGGGAAACAAGAGACUCAACACCCUCGCUGAUUUUAAUCCGCAGGACACAAAGAGCAAUGUUGUAGAAACGAAUGACGUUAUCGAUUAUCCUUUUACGUUCAUUUUGACAGUGCGCAAUUACGGUGUAGACCACACAGGUCAUAUUCUUUUUGAACAAAGGAUGGAUGUUAGAGAUAUUAGUUCCUCGGGGCAACUCCAACCGAGUGCGUCGGUAAACGAGAGUCACCGAAGUAUUAGAAGAGGAAGUCAAGAAAUCUCUAGGAGCUUCUCUCUGUUACCUAGAGGAAGUUCAAGGAAAUUGAAUGGAGGAGAACCGCUCUCAUUAGGCGCAUUUUCAUCACCGAAUCACCGAAGGCGUAUUUCUCUUCUGCCGAAUCCUCAGUUUCCACUGCGACUUCGUUACCUCACAAUAGAGGGAACGGAAGGAUUCAGAAGAACGAAGGUACGUAUGUGGAUUGCUAUGCCGACUUGCAUCAUAUUAAGUAUUCAAACUUUCGUAUUAUUAACGUUUCCCGAUUCGGACUCUAGCCAUUUAUGAUUGAAAAUCUACCGAUCGGAGAUGGUGGUGCAUCUUCUAUGCCAAUCCAAUGGGAAAAUAAACAGCAGAGUGGCCUUUUUGCAUAUGGCAUCUUGAUUAAUGAACACCAGUUUGAGGUUCAUAUUGUCCCUGAAUUUCUUGUUUUCAAUGGUGGCAAAAGUGAGGUUUUAGUAAAAGAAGAGUCUAUGC
Messenger RNA from Pseudo-nitzschia multistriata, 8025 nucleotides. Lineage: Eukaryota; Bacillariophyta; Bacillariophyceae; Bacillariales; Bacillariaceae. The record is from the annotation of a GenBank genome assembly.